CUAAUUCGUUGCAUAAUUCGUUGUGAGGUUGGCCGGAAGCAAUCCACUUCGCCGGUAUUGGCGACUAAGCAAAGGUGAACCGAAUGACGUCCAAGUUACAUGUACACGGGCUACCACAGUGCCACAGUGCCACAAGCCACAAGCUAGGUCUACUAUACUCUAGCUAGCUCGGGCAAACUGAAUUGAAAGAUGAUUGAUGAUUCAAUAAUCAGCUUUUGGUCUCACAAUUUCGUAGCUAGUCUCACAAUUUGCAUAAUAUAAGCAACCCAAGCAGAACCCAACUAAAAUGAUGUCCAUUUUUUUUCUUUCCCAGGAUGCAACCUUUGAGGUGGAUAUUGUCAUGGACAACGCCCGCUCUCAUCAGAGUCAAAGCAGCAUGAGCUCAGGCGAAGAUACAUGUACUGCGAGUGCACCAAACGAACAAGAAGAAUGCGAGGAGGAUGAGAUGCAAAGCAGUUCUUCUCGAUGGGACAGUAUGUCUUGCAGUCGUCCUCUGCGAUUGCCUUCCAAGUCCGAGCCAGCAGACGAGCAAGAGCAGGACGUCAAAGACUUUGCAAGAAGAGGACGGGACAUGUCCAGUACAAGUACCAGUACAUGUAGUAGUGACAGUCGUUGGGAUAGUCUCCCCGCACCCACUUGCAACCGCUUUCGCACUCGUAGUGCCAGCCCUCCCGCUUGUCCGGUCCGUGGCCAAACGACAUGUAUUUGUCGUGCGGACCACUCCUUGGAGGAGGAGGAGGAGUCACAAGAAGAACAACAACAGAGGCAGGAUUCCAGGCCGUCUCUGCCCUCCCGGUUGAUCUCAUCAUCACCGUCAAACGCCAAACAGGCUACUAGACGAGUAUCUGGAACUAUCAUUACAGGAGCAUAACACAGUAGCUACAUGUAAAAUAAGACAACACUGUCCUCAUAACUAACUAACUAACUAACUAAC
Molecule: messenger RNA, 934 nt
Organism: Seminavis robusta
Lineage: Eukaryota; Bacillariophyta; Bacillariophyceae; Naviculales; Naviculaceae
Source: the annotation of a GenBank genome assembly